AUGGAGGAGGUCUUGGAGAGGCAAGAGCGAGAAAUAAGAGAAAGAAGGCAUAGACGAGCUGCAAGCAAAAGAGCCCAGAGAGAUCUAGAUCAACAACUUUUCAUGGCUGUGGCUUUGCUUGAUGAAGAAAACCAGAGCAGUCGUGGUUCACAUGAAGGCCGUGCAGCAAAUGUUGACAGACAUAGGCAUUCUCGAGCUGCUAUACGAAUGUUGGCGUAUGGUGCAUCUGUUGAUCAGGUGGAUGAGAUUGCUCGGAUGGGGAAGUCCACUGCUUUGGAGAGUUUGGGAGAUUACGGAAAUCGGAAAGGCCAAAAAAGUAUCAUCCUUGAAGCUGUUGCAGGAUUCGAUACAUGGGUUUGGCACGCCUUCUUCGGAGUUGCUGGAUCACAAAAUGACUUGAACGUCCUAGGUCAAUCCCCGGUGUUCAACGAUGUUUUGAGAGGAGAAGCCCCGAAAGUCACAUAUGAAAUCAAUAAUACCGUCUACCAAACUGGGUAUUAUCUAGCUGACGGCAUCUACCCGAGGUGGACAACAUUUGUGAAAUCAAUUCCACAUCCCCGAACCCAGAAGCAAAAAUUAUUUGCUACCCAUCAAGAGAGUUACAGAAAAGAUGUGGAGAGGUGCUUUGGUAUCCUCCAAGCUCGGUGGGCGAUCAUUAGAGGUGCGGCACGUAUGUUUGAUGAGGAGGUGUUGAGGAGCAUAAUGAUGACAUGCAUCAUCCUCCAUAACAUGAUUGUGGAGGAUGAGUAUGAUUAUGAAGCUGAAGAGGUGUAUGAAGAGGAUCCCAUGAACACGGCCUUGACAAGAAUUUAUGAAAAACCCAUAGGGCCAAAUGGAGAACCAUUGGAGCAUGAACCAUUGGUUAGAGAUGGUCGUUUCAUGCACCGUAUGAUUGAUCGAUAUACGGAGAUGCAAUCGUCGUAUAUUCAUGAACGCCGUCAAGUUGACUUAAUGGAGCAUUUAUAG
Messenger RNA from Prunus avium (sweet cherry), 966 nucleotides. The record is from RefSeq and is a predicted model, not a curated record. Lineage: Eukaryota; Viridiplantae; Streptophyta; Magnoliopsida; Rosales; Rosaceae.